AUGGUCUUUGGCUGGUGCUUUGGCGGCAGUAACAUGGAAGAGCCACAGUCAGAGUACGAUGAGCUUCCAUACGGCCUAAAAUGGCGGAUGCACUUUGGAAAGCUGGAGCAAGAUCCACAUACGGGCAACGACAUUAUGCGACUGAGCAACAAUAGACUAGUGCAGACACAUUGCGAAAGUACAGAAUACCAGGCUCUCAGGCUCGUGGACAAACACACCUCUAUACCGGCAUAUCGAGUCAUCGCAGUCUACAACAGACCCGAAGGAAAAGUGGUGGAAUAUGAGGGAAUACCUGGCACUUCUCUGGACACAUGUUGGAAAGAUCUAUCUAUAGACAAGAAGCGGCGCAUUAUUUCAGAUCUAGGACGCUUUACUGACCAGCUCAGAAAGAUUACAGCCCCGAAACACUUUGUCAUAGGAGAUUCGACCAUGGGCGCUGCCAGAGACACCCGCUUCGGCCCAGGCAUGGUCGGUCCAUUCUACACCCUGGACGCCUUCCAUGACUUCCUUCGCCGCGGCCACAGGCCCCAAGAAUUUCGCGGUGACUACGUCGAAAAAGUUCACGAACAUCGACCCAAAUCCGACAAACCCUACGAGCUCAAAUUUUCACAUGCAAACCUCAGUCCACGCAACAUCCUUAUCGACGAUUCAGGCCGGGUAUGCGCCUUGAUAGGAUGGGAGUCUGCUGGCUGGUAUCCAGAAUACUGGGAAUACGUUCAGAUGUGUCAGAACAUCGACCCCAACAGCUUGGCUUCAGAAGAGUGGCUGAGCAUGAUGAAAGGAGUCAUGACCAAGUAUGAUGAAGAACUCGAAUGCGAUCGUGCUUUGCGCACACGUUUCAGAUCAGAAGACUAUGCCAGGCCAAGAAGUGUCCGACCAAUGAGUCCCAGUCCGAGCGUCCUUGCCGAUGAACAACGGGAAACCGACGAUAAGAACACGGAGAACACAAGUGGUUGA
Messenger RNA from Lithohypha guttulata, 957 nucleotides. RefSeq lists its product as uncharacterized. Lineage: Eukaryota; Fungi; Ascomycota; Eurotiomycetes; Chaetothyriales; Trichomeriaceae. The record is from RefSeq and is a predicted model, not a curated record. The transcript has a single exon. The coding region runs from base 1 to 957 and encodes 318 amino acids.